AUGAAAGCGUAAUACUGCCGCUUUGGUGACCCUUAGCUAGCGAAUUUAGUUACACUAGUGGUAAUAAUGGAGCUCUUGAAUGGAAAUAGGGCAGCAGAGCUAAUUCCCCAAAGAGGCAAUACCCGCGAAGCUACAUAAGCUUAAACCACCGGAGUUAAGGUAUCCCCGCAAUAUGCCACCGAGUUUCUAUAGACAUUCGAUCAUUUUUGAAUCGAGCAAUAUUGCUCCAAAAACCGAUGUUUCCGAUUCAGAUACGCCAAUCCUCGGCUUUAAGGGAUAUCCCAUCGAUACCGUUUCAGGUAUUCCUGGAGUUCAAGAAAAGAUAUAUAAACCCGAGGUGACACUCUCCCAGACCUUUCUAACUCCUAAUAAGCUUCAACUGAGUAAUAUACAAUUCAUACUCAAACAAUCCCAUAAUGGCACCCAAGAUCGUCCUAGUAACCGGCGCCAAUAACGGCAUCGGCUACGAAACAGUCAAAGCGCUGCUCCAAUCCACCAAAGCAACCUACCACAUCUUCCUAGGUAGUCGGUCGCUCGAAAAAGCCAAAAAGGCCCUAGAAACCCUCAACACCGAAGUACCCGCUACGAAAAGCAGCGUUGAACUCCUCCGGCUUGACCUAACCGACGAUGCAUCUAUUGAAACAGCCUAUGAGACAGUGCGCAAUAGCCAUGACCACAUUGAUAUUCUCGUGAACAAUGCCGGCGCCAGCUUUGACGGCGAGCUCCUCGCAGGCCGCGUGUCACUCCGCGAGUGCUUCACCAAAGCAUACGAUGUCAAUGUAGCCGGAACACAUGUCUUGACCUACACCUUCAUACCAUUACUGUUGAAGUCGGCAGAUCCGCGAUUAGUCUUCGUGGCGGGGCUGUCCCAGAUCACCCAGGCCGCUGAAUCCUACUUCCCGACACCGCCGCUGCCGGCGGGUUGGCCGAAGAAUGUUGAUUUUGAGACUAUUGGGUAUCGGUGCAGUAAGACGGCUUUGAAUAUGCUGAUGCUGGAUUGGAAUCAUAAACUCAAGGCGGAUGGGGUGAAAGUCUGGGGUGCUGGGCCGGGAUUUCUGGCGACGGGCUUGGGUGGUUUGACCGAGAAGGUUAGGGAGAUGGGUGGCGGACAUCCUAGUAUUGGGGGUGUUUUUAUUAAGGAUGUUGUGGAGGGGGCUAGGGAUAAUGAUGUUGGGAAGUUGGUGCGGAAGGAUGGGAUUUCGGCUUGGUGAGGGAUUGUUGAGUGUGGAAUGGCUAUUUGGGAUGAGGGGAUUAUUUCAAUUUAGUGCAUGCCUUGAUUUUGUUUUCCUUUUCUGGAAUAUUUAUAUGCUUAAGUUACCUGAAGUUCACGGGGAGUAGAGGUCGAGAAGGCGAGGAGAUUUCAUUAUAAGAUGUUGAAA
Messenger RNA from Aspergillus pseudotamarii, 1379 nucleotides. RefSeq lists its product as uncharacterized. NCBI's taxonomy places the organism in Eukaryota, Fungi, Ascomycota, Eurotiomycetes, Eurotiales, Aspergillaceae. The record is from RefSeq and is a predicted model, not a curated record. The transcript has 2 exons. Bases 417 to 1211 code for a protein of 264 amino acids.